Molecule: messenger RNA, 1979 nt
Organism: Gopherus evgoodei (Goodes thornscrub tortoise)
Lineage: Eukaryota; Metazoa; Chordata; Testudines; Testudinidae
Product: major histocompatibility complex class I-related gene protein-like
Exons: 10
Coding region: 193-1608 (471 amino acids)
Biological process (GO): immune response
Cellular component (GO): external side of plasma membrane
Source: RefSeq, a predicted model, not a curated record
GAUGGGCUCUGCCUGGUCCCAGGGGAUGGGGCAGCUGCUCUCUUGUGGGGCUUUCUCGGCUGCCCCAGCCCUUCCUGGGGCAAAGUCCCAGGGACGAGGCCAGGGGCAAGGUGUACCCGGAGAGUCGCUCUGCUCCGGAGCCCAGUGGGGAGCGUCCUGGCCGAUGUAGGGGGGAGAGUGACUGGGCUCAGCAUGGCUGUGCCUGUCCCCCUCCGCCUCCUCCUGCUGGGGGUCUUCGCCAUCCCAGGGGGCUGUGCCUACCCAGGCCCGCACUCGCUGCGCUAUUUCUACACGGCGGUGUCGGAGCCCGGCCCGGGGCUGCCCCAGUUCACCGUGGUCGGGUACCUGGACGACCAGCUCUUCUUCCAUUUCGACAGUGAGGGGAAGGGGGCCCAGCCCCGCGCCCCCUGGAUCCAGGCCGAGGGGCCCGAGUACUGGGACCGGCAGACCUGGAUCGCCAAGGGCUGGCAGGAGGCCUUCAACGGCAACGUCCGUAUCGCCAUGGAGCACUACAACCAGAGCGGAGUGAGGGGCCGGGGCCUGCACACCUUCCAGUACAUGUACGGCUGCCAGCUGCGGGCGGACGGCAGCACGGGGGGCUUCCGGCAGUACGGCUACGACGGGCGGGAUUUCCUCUCCUACGACACCCGCACCCCCACCUGGGUGGCGCCCAGCAAGGAGGCCGAGAUCACCAAGGGGAAGAUGGAUGCCGACCGGCGUCUGAGCCAGCAGCAGCGGGACUAUCUGGAGCGGAAAUGUGUCGAGUGGCUGCAGAAAUACCUGGGCUACGGGAAGGAGACGCUGCAGAGGAGAGAGCGCCCGGCCAUGCGGGUCACUGGCAGAGACGCCCCUGGCGGCCCCACCACCCUCUGCUGCCGGGCCCACGGCUUCUACCCCCGUGACAUCGCCCUGAGCUGGCUGCGAAAGGGGGAGAGCAGAGAGCAGGAGACGUGGCGAGGGGGGGUCCUGCCCAACGGGGACGGGACCUACCACGCCUGGGCCACGGUGGAGCUCGACCCCCGGGAGAGAGGCCUGUACCGCUGCCAUGUGGAGCGUGAGAGCCUGGCCCAGCCGCUCGUCGCCGUGUGGGAGCCCCCGUCCUGCUCGGCCCUGCUCCCUGCGCUGAUUGGGGCCGUUGCUGUCACUGCCCUGCUUGCUGGAGGCACAGUUGAGUUUGUUCUCUGGAGGAGGCGGUGCUCAGGGAAAACCGGAGCCGGAUACACUCCAGCUCAGGCCAGUGACAAAGAAUCCAGCAAAGGGUCCAGCAGUGGCAGCGACUCUGGGUGUGACACCGGCUCACUAGGGUCGGAGGCCACAAGUGUGGGAGAGACCAGUCGCCAUCCAGAAGCUCAGCAGCUCCUCCCCAUGGGUGUUCCUGCCCCGCUCGACGACGGGGACCCCCCAGCGGCUGGAGUCAUUCCUGGGGUCUCCCCCCCCCCUUGGCCGCUGACUGUCCAUGUGACCUGGACUGAAUCCCUCACUCUUUCCCUCUGCCUCGGUGCCCAGGCCCCAGGUGUGACGCUCGGCUGCCUCGCGGGAGAAAAAGAUCCUGUGCAGCACUUUAAGUACAACAGGUUAAGUACCUGGGAUCUGUCAGACUUACAGUGAAAGCUGCUGUGUGGGGCAGAGACCCUUAGAUUUCUCAACCAGGGGACGCGCACCCCUGGGGGGUCACAGAGACCUGCCAGGGGGUCCAUCAACUCCGCUGGAUAUUUCCCUAGUUGUGCAGCAGGCUACACAAAAAACACCAGUGAAAUCGGUGCAAAGUACAGUUUCGUACCGUGACUGUUUCUGUGGCUCUGUGUAAUGUACAGGGCACUGACAUGUAAGUGCAGUGUUUAUAUUCCAAUUAUUGUAUCUUAUACAAUAUAUAUUGAUAUCUUCUGUCUCUUAUAAUUAUACGGUAAAAAUGUACUACUGUAUUGUUCACUCCAUGCAGCCGAUGAAGUGGGCUGUAACGCAGAAUCAUAGAAUAUCAA